This is a messenger RNA of Rotaria sp. Silwood1, 7374 nucleotides long. The record is from the annotation of a GenBank genome assembly. NCBI's taxonomy places the organism in Eukaryota, Metazoa, Rotifera, Eurotatoria, Philodinida, Philodinidae.
AUGAAGUCGACUGCAGCAUCGACUUCAUUGUCAUCACCAUUCAAUGGAAAAACUAUUGUACUUGAACUUGGUCGUGAAAUUAGUUUUAAAGCUAAACAAGAAUUAAUCAAAUAUUUACAAGAACAACAAGCACAUAUUUCAUAUAUUCUUACAGCUAGUACUGACUACGUUUUGAUCACAAAUAAUGUAGAUAACUAUAAGACACGUCGUGCAAAACAACUUGGAUUACCACUAGUUAAUAUUGAAUAUGUUUAUGAAUAUCGUCGUUUACCACCUGGUCAAACAACGAUCGAUAUAAACAAAUUUAUCAUGAAGUCAGUGGAAGAUCAAGAAAAUUUUACUAACACUGGUACUAUAUCCGUCAUAGGACCUCGAGCUAAUGCAAUCAAAAUCAAUAAACUCGAUUUAACUAAAAUUAAAAUUUGGAAUUCAGAUGAUGCUAAUUUACCUUGUUUCGAUGAGUUAACACAUUGUGAAGUUGCAAAAUGGGCUAUUUUUAAAGAAACGAAUGAUAAUUCAGAUGUGUACUUUGCACUUGAACUUCAAGUCAUUCCUGAACAAUACUAUGAUCGAACAAUGAAUGAUUAUCGAAUACGAUUUCGUUAUGAAAAACAAACAAUUAUUAAUGAUGGACAACAAAAAAAUAAAAAAGUAUUAAUACAAUAUGCAUUCACUGAUGAUUCCUAUGAACAACAACAAUUGUUUUCUACGUAUUAUUAUCGAGUAGCUACAAUGCCACGUGUUACACGAAUUCGUGAGAUGUUACCUGAUAAAUUAGGAUCAAAACUAUUGUUACGUUCUUUAUUUACUCAUCGUAUCGAUACACAAAUACUUGAUGAAAAUGUCGGUCAAUUAAUCGAAUCAAUAUGGUUAGAAUCGAUUGGUGAUUUGAAUAAAAUGUUGAGCGUAGCGCCUGAAUCAAUCACUCUUAAAACAAUUAUUGAAGCUGAAGCUGCAUUACUUGAAUUGAAAACAACGAAUGAUCCUGCUACUGCACUUCGUUUCUAUUCACUCAUUCCUCAUCGAUCACAAUAUAAUGUUGAUCUUAUAAAAAAUCGUCGAGCAUUAACAGAAAAAAUUGAUUUAUGUCAAAUGCUUCGAGAUAUGCUCACAGUAAACGAAUUAACAAAUUGGAAUGUUAAAGCACCAAUCGAAGCCAAAUAUCGAGCAUUAAAAUGUCACAUUGAAAAUAUCGAUAGUUCAACACUAGAAUUUAGAAAUAUUACUGAAUUGAUUCAAUCAUCAACAGACAGUGGUGAACAAAUUGUUAUUCAUCAAAUAUUCAGUGUAGCUAAACAAACAGAUGCAGUAAAUUUUUGUACAUCUAUAUCAAAUCAACAGCAAUUAUUUCAUGGAUCAAAAUAUGCAAAUUUUCUUGGAAUUCUUUCACGUGGUUUAGCAAUGCCAAAAAUGGUAGUAGAAGACUUAGGUGUCACACGUACUGAUAUAGGUUGUCUUGGUUAUGGACUUUAUUUUUCUGAUUCUGCUUCAACAUCUUUAAAAUAUACAACAGCAAGUACAACACGACCUGGUAGACGAUUGUUAUGUAUUUGCCAAGUAGCACUUGGUGAAUCGGCUAAUUAUUAUUCAUUUGCACCAACUCUAGUCAAACCUCCUGAUGGUUUUCAUAGUACACAUGGAGUUAAACGAAUCGAAGAAAACAAUUCAAUGUUUAUUGAUAAUGAAUAUGCAAUCUAUCAACUUGAUCAACAACGUUUACUCUCUAUUGUCGAAGUUUCAUGGAUACUACAUGAUAAUUUAAAUAUUGAAUUAGAACGAUUGCCAAUUAUUCAUCAUCAACAACAUGCACUACAAUUAAGUGAACAUGACGAAGUUCCAAUGAUAAUUGAAGAUGAAGUUAUUGAAAUCGCCGAACAAGAUUAUGGUUUAAUAAAUCCAUCAUCGGGAAAACUUGUACCACUUAAAUCAUUUCAUAUUCGUGCUCAAAUUAUUGAUACUACUGUUGAAGUUGUUCUCUAUCAAGUUUAUCAUAAUACAAGUUCAAUACCAAUUGAAGCUAAAUAUGUAUUUCCUCUUGAUGAAAAUUCAGCUGUAUGUGGUUUCGAAGCACAUAUCAAUAAUAAAGUAAUAAAAGGUGUUGUCAAAGAAAAAGAACAAGCUAAAAAAGAAUAUCGAGAAGCAAUUGAACAAGGACAUGGUGCUUAUUUGAUGCAUCAAGAACAAGCACAAGUAUUUAGUGUAGCUGUUGGUAAUUUACCAGCAAAUAAUGAAGUCAUUAUUAAAAUAACUUAUGUUGCCGAAUUAGAAAUUGAAAAUGGUGAAAUUAUAUUUCGUCUACCAGCUAAAAUGGCAUCAUGGCAAUCGAAACAAGCACUCGAAAGUAAAGAUCAAUCAAUCGUACGAUCAAUUGGUAUUGCCGAUGAAAAAGUUGAAUUUAGUUUCAAAGCAUCAAUUCGAAUGCCAUAUGAAAUAAUUAAAUUAUUUUCACCAACACAUCAUCUUCGACGAAAAUUAACUGAUUGUAUAGCAAUGAUUGAACUUAUUGAUAAUGUUUUACUUGAUCGAGAUUUUGUUCUUUCGAUAACACUUAAAACUGCUAAUCUACCUCGAUUAUCAAUUGAAUCAUUAUUAUUAGAUAAUGAAAAUCAAACAACAAUAACAUCGAAUAAUAAUGAAUCUCAAGCAUGUAUGCUUACAUUUUAUCCACGAUUUGAAACAUUAACAAAGUCAAACGAACAAGUUGAACUUAUUUUUAUUAUUGAUGUAUCCAAUUCAAUGGAUGGUAGUCAUGUACAACAAGCUAAACAAAUAGCUCAUUUAUUUCUUACAAAUUUGAAAGUCGACGAUGGAAAUACAUACCUUAAUAUAGUUACAUUUGGAUCAGAUAAUGAUGAAUGUUUCCCAAUUUCAACACCAGCAACCAAAGAAAAUCUUGAGAAAGCUAAACAUUUUGUUCUACAUUCACUUGUUCAUCGUGGUAAUACAGAUCUAUAUGCUGUUCUUCAUCGUUAUUCACUAUUAACACCAUUACCAUCAUCAAAAUAUGGUCGUCAAUUUAUUAUUCUAUCUGAUGGACAUAUUCAUGAUUUUCAAUCGAUUCUUGUUCUACUCGAAAAUCAAUCAACUAUGCGUCAAGAUCGUAUAUUUACAUGUUCAAUAGGUAAUGUUGCUAAUAAACAUGGUUUGAAACAAUUAGCAAAUGGAGCACGUGGAGGUGGUCUAACGAUUGUUUUCGAUUCGAAUUAUCGAUCAAAAUGGAAAACAAAAGUAUUAAAUCUUCUUGAACAAAUUCGACAACCAUGUGUAACAAGUAUAUCAAUUGAUUGGCAUGGAAAUCCAGAUGAACAACAAAAAUUUAAUAUGCAAGCACCAAAAAUAAUUCGAUCAUUGUUUAAUGGAAUGCGAUUAAAUGUCUAUCGAUUUAUACAAAAUUGUCAUAAGGCUACAUUAACGGCUACUAUCGAUGGACAAGAGUUUGUCACUACAGUAUUUAGCAGUUCAACAACAAUGACCAAAGGACGUAUCUUGCAUUGUUUAACGGCUCGAGCAAUUAUUGAUGAUUAUGAAAAUGGAAUGUUACAUGUAGAUGAGAGUGAAAAUGAAUUGAUGAAAGUUCAAUAUAAACAAGAUCUCAUUGAUCUAAGCAUAAAACAUUCGGUUGUCAGUACAUAUACGAGUUUUGUUGCUAUCGAAGAACGUGAUGCUAAAACAGAUGCAAAAACUCUUCAACCAGGUGUUCAUCUUCUUGAUGUUAUGCAUGAUCGAGAUGUUGACUUAUUACCAUACAUAGGAUGGGAUGGUAAUAUAUCAAAUUUAGAUAUAAUCAAACAGAAAUUAAUCGAUGCACGUAUUUCACUUGAAAGUACAUCAAUUCAAAGCAAAAAAGAAUCUAUAGUUGAUAUGGAAAAACUUUGUGAAAAGAUUUCUUAUCGAGCAGGUGGUGAUGCAAAAUUUAAUUUGAUGAUGACUGUCAUACGUACGUAUCGUUAUACAUUAAAUGAGUAUGAAAAAGCAAAUGAAAUCGAAAAUAAAAUGCAAAGCGAUCUUAAAAAUGAAAUGAUCAGUGCAACAACAGAAGAACGACAAGCACUACAACAACGAUGUCAAGCUAAUGAUUUCAUCAUCGCCAGUGAUGAAAAUGAAUCAUUCGUCGAUUUUGAUGAUACGAUAAAUGCGAAAGAAUAUCGAUUACAAUUCGCAUCAAUAAUAAAUUUUCCGGAAGAACAAUCGUCUGUGCCACAUAUACCUGAGUUACGCAGCAGAGAUAGUGUUGGAGGUAGUGAUUUGUCUUAUGCACGAUUCACCGAUACGCGUAAGUCUCCUUUAAUGGAUUAUAAAUUGGCUACUAUAAAAAUCAUUUCAGGUGCUGAUGAAGAAGUUUCCAUGAAAAUGAAAGAGAAACCUGUGCCUGCACCACCACCACCACCACCACUAUUUGCAUCAACAACAAUGGCUCCCCAACUAUCAACACAUACUACUAUGAAGCAAGCGUCUGUAUUUCCUGUAUCAACAACUGUUGGUACUGCUCCUCUACCACCUUUCCCACGAAUGCCUCCACCACCACCUCCUCCACGAAUGCCUCCACCACCUCCUCCACCAUCUUUUCCACAAAUGUAUUCAUCAUAUGCUCCACUGCCUCAAAAAUCAACAGUAGCAUCAACAACGUCAUUCUCACAAGCUCCUCAAAUGGAACUUCCAAACGCACUUCAAGCACAAUCAUUGUUACUAGACGAGUCAGCAGCUCUAUAUGGUAGUGAAGGUAGUCGUAUGGAAUCUUCAGCGACACAAACAACAACAACAACAACAACAGCAAUGGCAUUACAUCCUUGGGCAAGUACUAGUGGAAAAAGUUUGCCACGUAGUGCUCAACAUGGCAAAUCAAUGAUUGUUGCCAAGAAAUCACAAACUUCAAUGGAUGGUAACAUUCAAUCAUCAAUAGAACUAUGUUCAAUAGUUGACGAAUCUGUAGAUAAUAUCCUUCUUCUCGAUGUUUGUCCACUUGGUCUUGGUAUUGAAGAUAUUCAUGGUCAAAUGCACACAUUUAUUCGUCGUAAUACUACCAUUCCAACAUGUACACAAUUCUAUCCAAUAUUCACCAAUGCUUAUGCCUAUCAAAUAACAGCUACUAUUCGUAUAUUUGAAGGCGAACACAAUCUUACAAAAUACAAUAAUUUUUUGGGUGAGUUUAACCUUUGUGGUCUGACGAGUAAUUAUGCUGCUCAGACACUUGAAAUCUCUAUUCGAAUGGAUCUUGAUGCUAAUGGUAUACUUCAUGUCGACGCUGAAGAAACACGUUCGGGUGCCAAAGCUUCCUUUACUAUCACAUCUAAUGAUCAUCAAAGAUUAACAAAAGAUGAUAUUGAGCGACAUAUUACAUAUGUUAACAGUGAUCCAAGUUUUGCAGCUAAAUCAGUUUAUGAUCGCAAAUCCAAUGAUCCAUUGUACAAGCUCGAUGGUGAAACUGAAUCUGUACUACACAAUUUUUCUGGUGAAACCAUGGAUUCAUGUGAUCAAAUGUCUAACGCACCUCUUCUUAGUAAACUGAAAGAUGUUCGAUCUUCUGCAACCAUGAUUGAAGAACUUUUCAAACUUCAAUCUAAGGAUGGAUCGUUUACAUUGAAUAAAGAUUUAGCUGAUGUAUUUCAAAUUGAUGUUGGUACUUUUAAUGGUCUUGAAAAUUACUUACGUGAACAAGCAUUGAAUAUACGGAAUGAAAUACUUUGUUUAAUUGGCACAGGUGUUAUUCUUAUUUGGCUUACUCUUCAAACACUAGUGUCACAACAAAAUACAUUUCAAUUUUUAUUUGAUAUUGAACAAAUGAAAGCAAUAAUAACAGCAAAAGAAUUAGUAAUGUUAUUUCAUCAUAAUUGCACAAUAAGUACAGUUAUGGAUACAAAUCAACAACAAUACGAUGAACAAUUACAAAUUCUUCAAGAACGUUAUCCACAAACAUCAAAAGACAAAUUAAUUCGUCUUUUACAACGACAUAAUAAAGAUGUCGAUCAGGUUUGUGCACGCCUUAUUCAAAAAGAAGAUCGUGCUAAUAAACGUAAUACACUUGAAACACGUUUCGGAACUGCAUUAACAGCAUUACAGCAAGAACUACCAUGGAUUCAAUCAAUGAGACGCAUUCGCUUAUUGAAAAUGAUGGAGCGUUUCAAUGGUGAUAUUGAACAAGUUCGAAAAUUUUUACAAACUUCAUUAGAAAGACAUCGUAAACAUGGUGAAAGUUCGAACGUAUCUAAACUUGAACAACAAGAAGAACUAAAAGCAAAAUAUGCAACUCAAUUAGCUGAAUUAAGUGCAGCUGGUAUUGAUAUUAAUUGUUCAUGUAUACUUCGACGAUUGGAGAAAAAUCAAGGUGAUAUUACUAAGAUUAUGGAAAAAAUCUCGCACCGCGCAGCAAAGAAAGAAAAAUUAGCAAUGCUUGAUAAAAAAUAUACGCAUGAAAUAGCCCAACUCGAAGCUGAUGGUGUUGUUGUUAAAAAUAAACAUAAUUUAAUACGUUUAUUAGAAAAAGCGAAUGGACAAAUUGAUGUUGCUAAACAACUUUUAAAUGAAAAAAAAGAAAAACAUGAUAAAAAACAUCGAGAUAAAACAAAAGAAAAAACUGAUGAAAAAGAUUCAAAAUUAAGAAAACGACGUGAAUUAAGUGCUGAUAAUAUUAAUAAUCUUAAACGACUUCGUUCAGCUGGUGUUCAUGGAAAUCCAAAAAAAAUACUGGCAAUAUUUCAUGAAUGUAAUCAAUCAAUUGAAGUGGCAAUUGCUCGGAAUCACGAAGAACAAGAACGACGCCAUCAAUCUCAACAUGAACGAAAAUUAAAACGCCAACUAUUAGCUGAAGCUGAAAAUAGUUAUAUAACAAUCAAUAAUCGUGAUGAUUGGCCAAAAAAUAUUGAAAAAGUUUAUUUAGAUGGAAACAAUAUGAUGUUUGUCGUUGAUUCUCUUCGUCGUUUAUGUUUAAAUCGUGCUGGUAAAAAAACUGAACGUGCUUUAGGAGAAUUAGCUUCUGCAUGGAAUGAACAAAUGCAUAUACAAUAUGUUGAACUUAUCUUUGAUUCAACACAUCAAUUAGAUCAAAUUGGUACAAUUAAAGUUUCAAGUGCUCAACCUAAAUAUCGAACAACUGAUGAUAUGUUAGUUGAAAUAGCACGACAAGAUGACAAUCGUGAAAAAAAUAAUCGUACCGUUGUUGUAACAUCUGAUCGAGGUUUAGCUGCACUUUUACAACGUGAAGGAUGUUUAUUGGUUAAAUCAUAUCAUUGGUUUGCACAUUGUGUUAUGACUUUGGCACCGGAUUUGAUUGAUUUUGAAGAAUUAAAAGAUAAGACAAUAGCAACAACAUCAGCAAAAAAGAAAAAUCGUUAUAAUUUUGAUGAACUUCUCCAUCGUAUUGCGAAUAUUGAUAUAUAA